This is a messenger RNA of Stegodyphus dumicola, 1095 nucleotides long. RefSeq names its product transformation/transcription domain-associated protein-like. The record is from RefSeq and is a predicted model, not a curated record. Gene Ontology annotation, biological process: DNA repair; regulation of DNA-templated transcription. Gene Ontology annotation, molecular function: protein binding. Gene Ontology annotation, cellular component: nucleus; SAGA complex; NuA4 histone acetyltransferase complex. Lineage: Eukaryota; Metazoa; Arthropoda; Arachnida; Araneae; Eresidae.
UUGAAUGCAGCUUUUCAAUUAAUCGCGUGUAAUGCAUCGUAGAUUUGCGGAGAAAUUUUUAAAAAUACAAUGUCAUUAUCAUAUUUUUGGCCUUUGAUUGAGAAGAAUCAUUCAUCUCUUCAAUAAUAUUGCUUCUAAUAAAAAUCUUGAUUUUAAAAUAAAGGUAUGGCUGGGUCGUCUACAAGUGCGGAAUAUGGAUCCAUGGAUGGAUAUUUAGCAUCAUUAUCAACUCUGGACAAACCAGAGAUAAAAAUUGAACACAAGUUAAAAGCCAUUCAAGAUCUGUGUUCACACCUUGAGUCUAUUGUAGCACAUCCCUGUUAUUCUUCAUUUUUGGCUCGAUCAGUUGCAUCCAUACUAGGCUUUCUAAAAGCUGGAGAACCAUGUUUCAUCUCUGAAGAACCUAUGCAGCAAUUACGAAAACUUCUGUUAGAAUUUUUGAAUCGAAUUCCAUCAAAAGAUGAUUUACUACCUUAUGUGCAAAAGAUAUUAAAUCAGUUGUUUGAACAAUUUACGGUGGAGAAUGAAGAAAAUGGCUUAAUUAUUUUAAAAAUUGUAGUAGAAUUUCACAAGGCAUUUAAACUUUCUUUUAAUACUCCUGUUUUAGAGUAUGUACAACUUUUGAAAAAAAUAUAUGCUGAUUUCCCAAAUCAUGUGGAUAAGGUGUUUCAGACUCAAAAAGGGUUAAAAGUAAGAGAUUUUUCAACAAAUAGUUUAGAAGAAAUACUUAGAGUAACUUACAGUUCUACUCGUAUUGAAUGUGAGGGCCAAGCUAAUGAAGCUGAAAAAGUUAAACAAUAUACUCUUAUACCAAGAAGUCUCAGAUCUUUAAGAGUGUUGACUGAAAUACCAAUUGUAGUGGUUGUUCUGUAUAAAGUCUGCGAGGAAAAACUUUAUAAAGAAAUUGAGGAGUUUAUUCCAAUCAUUAUGGAAUUGAUUAAUCUUGAAUCAAAUAAAGAAGCGAUGAAAGAACCUAGUUUCAACAAGGAUAUUCACUUUGAUUUUAUUGCAGUCCAAGUUAAAGCAUUAAUGUUCCUGUCAUAUCUUAUACGAACAUAUGAGGAGUCUGUGAGUAACAAUUCAUCUAAUUUUUAG